UCUGGCUCCUUCUUGCAAGCUGCUCUGGGUUUGCUUUUGGAGGUUUUGGAAAAGUUGAACGCCAUCCCAUGGCUUCGCCUUGGGAGGAGCGGAUCAGGGCGGCAUUUCGGGACAAGUUGCAACUAAUGGACAUCCCUCAAAAAGAGGAUGACUUUCUGCCCUCGGCUUGCUGCCUCUUGGAGAAGCAGAGAGAGCUGGCCCAAGUGGAGCAGGCCCUGGCUGCCAAGAAGGAGGAGUUUCAAAUCAAGAUGGAAGACAUCCAGGAGCGACGCCGGGAGCUGGAAGGCAAAGAGAGGCAGCUCAAACAGGCCAUCUUGAAGUUUGACAAGUUCCUGAAGGAAAACGAUGCCAAGCGAAGCCGGGCCUUACGCAAAGCCGGGCUAGAACAGCGCCAAGCCACCCAGCGAGGGGCAGAAACUGAGCGCCUUCGGGGAGAAAUUACACGGCUGCUGACAGUGAGGGAGAAGCUUCAGAAGCGUCUGGCUGCUCACAAGGUCUUCCCGGAUUAUCUGUGGAAGGUCCUGGAAAACACAGACCAGUUUCAGGACAUCCCAGAGCUGAUUGCCCGUUUCCAGGCCCUGCUGUCCACCCAGGCGGCCUUGGUGCAGCGGGAGCAUGUUGCCCGCGAAGCCGUGGAAGAGGCACAUGCCCACUUGGAGCAGUAUCGAGAGGAGAGCGGCAACCAGAUCCUGCAGGAGAACAACCGGGUGGCCGAGCUACAGGCUCAGAUGGACCAGGUCCAGACCAAAGUACUGGAACUGGAGUCAAACUGGUUUUGCAUACAGAACACGGCCGCCCACAAGACCUUGGAACUUGGGCAGGUGAAGUUGGCCACCUUGAACCUCUUCCAGAUGGUUGCCAAAUAUAAGAAGAUGCCCACCAAUGUGCCCCUGGAUGACACCAAUGCCCAGCUCAAUGCGGUCCAGCUCUGCAUCGUGGACUUAAUUGACAUCCUGGCCAAUUUCCGUAAAAGUGAACCCACACCAGUUUCACAGCCAGAGCCCAGGACAGCGUCUCAGUCCGAGGCCAGCAUUCAGCAUCCCGGGUGAGCAGGGAAACCUCAGCUGCUUCCGUAACUCCAAAUGGCAACCUCUCAUAUUGGCAACAGACAACCGUUAACACUAUAUUUGCUGAUGUG
Messenger RNA from Anolis sagrei ordinatus, 1138 nucleotides. RefSeq names its product cilia and flagella associated protein 73 (gene CFAP73). Gene Ontology annotation, biological process: spermatid development. Lineage: Eukaryota; Metazoa; Chordata; Lepidosauria; Squamata; Anolidae. The record is from RefSeq and is a predicted model, not a curated record.